Molecule: messenger RNA, 456 nt
Organism: Fraxinus pennsylvanica
Lineage: Eukaryota; Viridiplantae; Streptophyta; Magnoliopsida; Lamiales; Oleaceae
Source: the annotation of a GenBank genome assembly
AUGUGGGAUACGGCUGGCCAAGAGAGGUAUAGAGCCAUCACAAGCGCAUAUUACCGGGGUGCUUUGGGAGCUCUUCUUGUAUACGAUGUGACAAAACCAUCUACAUUUGAAAAUGUGAGUUGGUGGUUGAAGGAGCUGAGGGACCAUGCAGAUUCCAGCAUUGUUAUUAUGCUUAUAGGAAAUAAGACUGAUCUGAAACGUCUACGUGCUGUUACCACAGAGGAUGCUCAAGGUUUUGCUGAAAAAGAAGGCCUUUCUUUCAUCGAAACAUCUGCUCUGGAAUCCACCAAUGUAGAGAAGGCUUUCCAAAUGAUCCUUUCAGAAAUAUAUCGGAUAAUUAGUAAGAAGUCACUCUCCUCAGAUGAGCCUGCUCCUACUAGCCUCAAAGAAGGGAAGACCCUUGUUGUUGGACCCCAGGAGACCUCCACGAAGAAGAUAUGCUGCUCUGCAUCCUAA